Colias croceus (clouded yellow) is the source of this 1841-nucleotide messenger RNA. Its product is annotated as mitochondrial tRNA methylthiotransferase CDK5RAP1. Gene Ontology annotation, molecular function: tRNA-2-methylthio-N(6)-dimethylallyladenosine(37) synthase activity; 4 iron, 4 sulfur cluster binding. NCBI's taxonomy places the organism in Eukaryota, Metazoa, Arthropoda, Insecta, Lepidoptera, Pieridae. Gene Ontology annotation, cellular component: mitochondrion; cytosol. The record is from RefSeq and is a predicted model, not a curated record. Bases 95 to 1816 code for a protein of 573 amino acids. Gene Ontology annotation, biological process: tRNA modification; negative regulation of cyclin-dependent protein serine/threonine kinase activity. The transcript has 7 exons.
AUAACAUGUGAGGUUAUUUUGAUUUUGUGUGUUAUUUUAUUAUACAACAUUUUGCUUAUUUCAAAAGAGAGCCUAUUUGCGUUAAUCUUAUAAAAUGUUAUUGAUACCUCGUGGCAAGCGGUUAUUCAAGUUAUUAAGCAAUUCAGCUUUACGAUGUCGAUGUAAAUCUGAUCAGAUUAGUGCGCCGGUGAAAAACAAACUCAAGGAUGGACCAAGUUUAAAGGACUUUAUAACAGCUUCAACUGGAGUAACAGAAGUGAUAACACAUCCUCCUCACAUACCAUAUUUACCUGAUAGUAUUCAGGAUACGUCAAAACGAAAAGUUUUCUUCGAUGUAUUCGGCUGCCAAAUGAAUUUGAAUGAUACGGAAAUUGUGUGGUCAAUAUUAAAGAAAGAUGGUUUUGUAAGGACAAACGUAGAAGAAGAAGCAGAUAUAUUUCUCGUUAUGACGUGCGCUAUCAGAGAAGGUGCGGAAUCGAAGAUUUGGUACCGAUUAGAUCACUUGCGGGGCUAUAAGCGCCGAAGGGCUUUAUCUAAGAACAGAAACAAACCAGUUAAGAUCGGUAUUUUGGGUUGUAUGGCUGAACGGUUAAAGGAGAAACUUAUUGAGAAAGAAAAAGCAGUAGAUGUUGUUGCUGGACCAGAUAGCUACAGAGAUCUGCCGAGACUGUUAGCUCUCACAGACAAUGGGCAAACAGCUGUAAAUGUGUUGUUGUCUUUGGAUGAAACCUACGCAGAUGUGGUGCCUGUUAGGUUGAACCAGGAUAGUGUUUCUGCUUUUAUUUCAAUCAUGCGUGGAUGUGACAACAUGUGCACCUAUUGCAUAGUGCCGUUCACGAGAGGCCGCGAGAGAUCGCGUCCAGUGGACUCCAUAGUGGAGGAAGUACGGCAACUAUCUGACCAAGGGGUGAAGGAAGUGACGCUGUUGGGACAGAAUGUGAAUAGUUAUAGGGACGUAUCGCAGAGGACUGAGAAGUUUGAGACGAAUUUAGCACCCGGUUUUAAAACGGUAUACAAGAGCAAAAAGGGUGGCAUGAGAUUUGCAGAUUUGCUUGAUAAAGUAUCAGCUAUUGAUCCCGAAAUGAGGAUUCGAUUCACAGCCGCUCACCCUAAGGACUUUCCGGAUGAGGUUUUACAAGUGAUAGCCGAGCGUCCCAACAUAUGUAAAUUACUGCAUCUGCCCGCACAGUCGGGCUCGAGCGCUGUGCUACAGCGCAUGCGGCGCGGGUACACGCGCGACGCGUACCUGCGGCUGGUGCAGCGGGCGCGCGGGGUUAUACCGAGCGUGGGUCUAUCUACAGAUAUGAUUUGUGGCUUCUGCGGUGAAACAGAUGAGGAAUUUGAAGAGACCCUCACUUUAAUGAAAGAGGUUAAUUACAAUGUGGCUUUCCUUUUCCCCUACAGUAUGAGAGAGAAAACUGCUGCAUACCGUCGCUACCAAGACGACGUUCCUGAAGAGGUUAAAAAAGAGAGACAUAAUAGAAUGAUCGAAUUGUACAGACGGACAUGUCAACAAUUAAAUGAAUUAGAGAUUGGCAAUAUCCACCUAGUUUUAGUUGAGGGAGUGGUACCAAAAUCUGGAAAAAUUAUUGGCAGAAAUGAAUUCUAUCUAAAAGUGCUUUUCGAUCAAACUUCUUUGCCCUCAAGUGAUGGAAAUAGGGAAGUGAAACCAGGGGAUUAUGUUAGUGUAAAGAUAACUUCGGCUAGGUCGUCAGUGUUGAAUGGGGAAGCUUUGUAUCAUACUAGUAUUAGGGAGUUUUACAAAGAAUUUGGGUGGGCCGAUAGGCAUAAACUUGUAAAUAAUUUAUUAGCAUAAGAAAUAAAAAUGAUCAAAUUAGAAA